CCGUGCAUUAUCUCACUUUGUACAACCGCUUUGUGGAGCAGACGGUAUCGACAUACCACUGAGCAGAAGGGAGCCCCGUUUUCUUUAAACCUGUAUACAUUUAUACAGAUCUUACGAGUAACCAAGUGGGAUACGAACCGGGACUGGAGGACUCCAGAACACGCUUUGGCUAGCCGCUACCACGAGCCUAGCAAGAGCAAGAGGUUUGUUCUGGUUACUACCGCAGUGGUGGAACUCGCGCGUGAGUCACGACCUAGAGUGCUUCACAGCCAACGGUGCAGAUUACAGGGGAACACAGAGCUGGACAGCGCUGCAAGGUGGGAAGCCAUGUCUGUUCUGGAACGAGACUUUCCAGCAUCCGUACAACACGCUGAAGUACCCCAACGGGGAAGGAGGACUGGGCGAGCACAAUUAUUGCAGAAAUCCAGAUGGAGACGUGAGCCCUUGGUGCUACGUGGCCGAGCAUGAGGACGGAGUCUACUGGAAGUACUGUGAAAUUCCUGCCUGCCAGAUGCCUGGAAACCUUGGCUGCUACAAGGAUCAUGGAAACCCACCUCCUCUCACGGGCACCAGUAAAACCUCUAACAAGCUCACCAUACAAACCUGUAUCAGCUUCUGUCGGAGUCAGAGAUUCAAGUUUGCUGGGAUGGAGUCAGGCUAUGCCUGCUUCUGUGGGAACAAUCCUGACUACUGGAAGCACGGGGAGGCGGCCAGCACCGAGUGCAAUAGUGUCUGCUUCGGGGACCACACGCAGCCCUGCGGUGGGGACGGCAGGAUUAUCCUCUUUGACACUCUCGUGGGCGCCUGCGGUGGGAACUACUCAGCCAUGGCAGCCGUGGUGUACUCCCCUGACUUCCCUGACACCUACGCCACUGGCAGAGUCUGCUACUGGACCAUCCGGGUUCCAGGAGCCUCUCGCAUCCAUUUCAACUUCACCCUGUUUGAUAUCAGGGACUCUGCAGACAUGGUGGAGCUGCUGGACGGCUACACCCACCGCGUCCUGGUCCGGCUCAGUGGGAGGAGCCGCCCGCCUCUGUCUUUCAAUGUCUCUCUGGAUUUUGUCAUUUUGUAUUUCUUCUCUGAUCGCAUCAAUCAGGCCCAGGGAUUUGCUGUGUUGUACCAAGCCACCAAGGAGGAACCGCCACAGGAGAGACCUGCUGUCAACCAGACCCUGGCAGAGGUGAUCACCGAGCAAGCCAACCUCAGUGUCAGCGCUGCCCACUCCUCCAAAGUCCUCUAUGUCAUCACCCCCAGCCCCAGCCACCCUCCGCAGACUGCCCCAGGUAGCCAUUCCUGGGCACCGUCAGUUGGGGCCAACAGCCACAGAGUGGAAGGAUGGACUGUGUACGGCCUGGCGACCCUCCUCAUCCUCACAGUCACAGCAGUUGUCGCAAAGAUUCUUCUGCAUGUCACAUUUAAAUCUCAUCGAGUCCCUGCAUCAGGAGACCUUAGGGACUGUCGUCAGCCUGGGGCUUCUGGAGAUAUCUGGACCAUUUUCUAUGAACCUUCCACUACAAUCUCCAUCUUUAAGAAGAAGCUCAAGGGUCAGAGUCAACAAGAUGACCGCAAUCCCCUCGUGAGUGACUGAAGCCCACGCCUGCAUGAGAGGCUCCGCUCCAAGCUCGAGUUUGCUCCCCUGAGUUCUCCUCUGAUGAGUUCCCUGCCUUCCCAUUCACCACCAUCUCUUUUGGGAGCACCCUGCUUUAGAGGCAGCCCAGCCUGGGAUCCUCCAUCACAUGUACCAGCCUGGCUGCUCUGCUGGGGAUGGUAAGACAGGCCCAGGCUGACAGGACACAGCUGGACCUGACUCCAGAAGACUCUUGGGUGGUGGGGAGGUAUAGUGUAGGAUGAGUUUUCUUGCUUCUUCUCUGUUUUGUCCACAUACAGAUCGGUUUCCCCUGUCUUUACAGUUUGCAAUAGAGCCAGACUGAAAGAACUGUCAGGUUUUCUAGGCUGGCCUGGUUCCCCACUAAGAGUGGCAUUGGCGCCCUAGAGGCCCAGAGGCCCAGUGUAGGCUUGGAGCUUUCUCUGCUGCCAACUACCAUGUGUCAUCUAGUCCGAGGGGACUGAGAGCAGGGCCACACCAGAUGUCAUCUUUCUAGAGGGUUCUUUUUAGUACCCACUGACCAAUGGGGCAAGCCUGAGGAUUGGUCCAUCUGUUUGUCCAUGGAACAGACACAGUGAACUUCCUGGAUACUAGACUUAACUAGCCUAGCCCUCAAGUAGUUGCCAAUCCUGUGGAAUCAGAAUUCAGCCUGUCUUCCUGUCCUCAGCCCAAGCCUGUAGCCUAGAGCUGGGGCUGUAGCCUAGAGCUGGGGCUGUAGCCUAGAGCUGGGGCUGUAGCACAGAGCUGGGGCUGUAGCCUAGAGCUGGGGCUGUAGCACAGAGCUGGGGCUGUAGCCUAGAGCUGGGGCUGUAGCACAGAGCUGGGGCUGUAGCACAGAGCUGGGGCUGUAGCCUAGAGCUGGGGCUGUAGCACAGAGCUGGGGCUGUAACUCAGCGAUCAAGAGCUUGCUUUGUAUACAUCGGACCCUAGGUUCUAUCCCAGCACUAUCAGAAGGUGGGAGAGAAAAAGACUGCACCAUAGCAUGCGGGCAGCAUCUGUGGUUCCUACGUGAGGUGUCAUCAUUUUAAAAGCAGAUCAAAACUACCGCGAGUUUUGUCCUUUGUCCCUUAUCAUGGGAGCAGAGUAGGAGUAAGGGCUCUGGUCUUGCUCAUUGUCCCCCAGACAGGGAGGCAGGAAAAGGUCAGGCUUGGGAACUGGAGAUCCUCCCAGGAAAAGCUGCAAGAUUGAGAGACCCAGCUGCAGUUGGGAGAGGAAGGGCCAUCCCCGACUGAGAAGUCCUGCAGUCUGGAAGUGGCCUUUGUCAGCAGCAGCUGUGCCCUGAAGGUAGACCUUGGUCACUCUCCUGCCAGCCCUUGAGCCUCUGCUCUCCUGGGUACCCUCCUGGAACACCAUGCUAACCUUCCCCGAGUCUCUCAGUCACUGCCAUUGAGGCCUCUCCUCUAGCUGCUGCUCCCCAGGACUGUCUGGGGCCAUCUGGGGAUCAGGGAGAGGCAGCAGGAGUACUGACGAGGCAGUGACCUGAGCUGAUGAGUCAACCAGAGGACACCAGAGUCUACAGUGGGCUGGCUGCUGGCUCAGCUCCUAUGGGAGGCCUACAGGGGUACUAAGCUAGGGGGUCAUCAUCUCAUUUGAUCUGGGAAAGGCUACAGGCUCCUGGAUGUGAAGACAGGCCCACUACAUAAGAAGACCACUGGAAAUAGACUGACAGGAGCAGGUUCCACUCUAGGCUGUCCAUAGCGUUUGCAGGACUCCCCUGAGACCAAGUGUUGAGUCACAGAGUGCCAUGUGCGUAGUGCAUAAAGGAUAUGGGUUCUUAACCAGGGAAGGCUCAUAGCAGGCCAGGACAUUUUUUCAGCUCAGAGCACUGGCCCCAGGCUUCCUCUAAGCCACCACUCACCUGUCUCUUCCUAUCUCGGACACAGGAAGCAAGCCCCAGUGUGGUGGCAGCUGCGGCUCAGCAUUGGUGUCCCCAGGAAGGGCGGUGGAUGUGCCCACGCUCCUUUUGCUGUGGGCCUGGCACAGCCCAACACUGCAGGGCCCACCUUCUCUCUUGGGGGGUAGGGACACAUAAGGAAAACUAACCCACCUCCAACAACAGCAGAGGACAGUGGGAAGGAAGGGCUGUAAAUCACCCAGGCCAGACCUCCAGAAAUGACAGGCACAGUCUGUUAGAACCUGUAGGCAGCCAGUCACAGAGGGCCUUUGUGCUGGUAACACCCUGCCUGGAGCAUAGGGGUAAGCCGAGGGAGAAGAGCAGCCCUCAGAGACAUCAGCUAAAAACAUAGGUGCCCUAUGUCCCUCCCUUCCUGUCACACUGCUUACAAAGCAGAGACAGAGUAGGAAAGAGGUCUUCAUCCUCUCCCACAUCAGCAAGGAUAGGGCUGCGGCUGCCUAAAGUGAGCAAGGAGAACAGAGCUCUGGACUUCUCUAAAUGUGGGCUCUGGCUUCAGACUCCUCAGCCAAAAGCUCUUGAAGAUCAAAGCUCUGGCGGGUACAGCUGUCCUGGCCUGUGGGCCAGCCCAUGGGAUGUGCCUGGGCCAGGUGCCACCCCACGGCUCACUGUCAUCCCAGGAGGGACCCCACCUGAUGCUCCUCAUCAUCCGCUGGCCUGACACUAUCAGAGCUCGCGCCGGCUGUUGCCAGGGACAGACUGACUACACUUGACCUUCAAGAGCACUUAGAAGUGGAUGGCCUCCAGACUCUGUCAGCCUCUGCAGGGGCCACACAAGUCUCCCGAGCCAAGUCCACAAGCCUCCAUGGUUCCCUGGCUCCUCUCCUGUGGAGUGUCCUGUUUGAUGUCUGAGGUCUGCUUUGGGUACCGCCCUGGGAACUGCUAACCUCCGAUUGGUCCCUUUGUGUCUCUGUUUACUGUCCUCUUCUACCUCCAGGUCACUUAGCUCUGGCUGCUCUGGCUGGGAGUGGGGGGUGGGGAUGCUGGCUGCACCCCCACCCUGGUCUGCCAACAGAACCUGGGGGCCUCACACGGGCUCCUGUCUUGCCAAGCUGGAGCUGAGCACACUGGCCCAGGCUGAGUGGGGCAGAGCAAACAAGUGGAAGGGGAUCUCUCACCUUAGAGGGAGGUGGCCGAAGGUGUAGAUCCAGCGAGGGAGCUGCCAUCCCCGCCACCUUCAUAGCAGCAAGACCUUCCCAUUUCCAAUCUCACCCUCCAGCAGGGAUAUGACUUUGGACAACAAGGCUUUAUUUGUAAAUAUGCUCUUAAUAUGCAACUUUGAGAAUAAGAUAGAAACAUCAUGUAUUUUAAAAUAUAAAAUGAAGUGUGACACACUGUAUACAAUUUAAUAUAUAUUUUUAGGAUUUUGUUAUUUAAGAAAAUGGAAUGUGAUGGUACUUAACUUUUACAAAAGAGAGAAAAUGUUAUUUUUACUGUUUGAAGAAAAUAAAUAUUCUCAUUGUUGUAGAAAC
Messenger RNA from Mus musculus (house mouse), 4990 nucleotides. It is a transcript of the gene Kremen1, whose product is annotated as kringle containing transmembrane protein 1. Gene Ontology annotation, cellular component: plasma membrane. NCBI's taxonomy places the organism in Eukaryota, Metazoa, Chordata, Mammalia, Rodentia, Muridae. The transcript is spliced from 9 exons. The record is from RefSeq and is a predicted model, not a curated record. Bases 512 to 1588 code for a protein of 358 amino acids. Gene Ontology annotation, biological process: negative regulation of ossification; Wnt signaling pathway.